UUCUCGAUCGAUCUGCAUGAUCGCCUUAGGGACUGGAAUGCGAUAUCGCAGAGGCAGAUGGGCUGGAAGAAGGGGGAUGUAGUGGGGAAGAGCAUAUACGAGUUCUUGGUGGCGGAUGUUUUGAAGUCCAAGAUACAGCAAGGCAUUGAGCAUGCCAAAUCUAAGAGAGAAUCAGUUUCUCUCGAAUUCUCUGCAUCAAAGCCGGAUGGGUCUGUGAUUUUUUUGUCGCUCCGUGGAAUUCCCAUAGUACAGGAUGAUGCGAAGAGUUGUGAAGAAGUUUUGUUCGUUGGUCAAGAUAUCACUGAUAGAAAGCAAUACGAGCAGGAGAUGGUCAGGAAGGCGCAGGAGCUCAGAUCCUUUAUAGAUACUGUGAAUGCCCCUAUCUUUGGGACAGACGUCAGCUACAACAUUAAUGAGUGGAAUGAUCAGGCAGAGGAAGUUUCAGGAUUCAAAAGAAAUCAAGUCCUUGGGAAGAACUUCAUCGAAUUCUUCAUAGCACAUGAAAACCAAGUUUCUGUACGGGAUUUGUUGAAUGACGCCUUGAAUGGCAACAAUCGUACCAACUUCGAAUUGCCGCUCCUUGAUGCGAAGAAGCAGAGAUUGUUAGUGUUGCUCAACGUGACUGCUCGCAAGAAUAUUGAUGGGGAAGUCAUAGGCAUUAUGGGAGUGGGUCAAGACAUCACUGACCGAAAGCGAUUUCAAGAUGAGAGGGCAAGGGUGGCUCAAGAGCUGCAGAACUUCAUUGACACAGCGAAUGCACCCAUCUUCGGGAUCGAUCACAUGGGUUUGGUCAACGAGUGGAAUCUGAAAGCAGCAGAGAUAACCCAGUUUUCACGGGAAGAAGUCAUUGGCAAGAACCUUGUUGAAAUUUACAUCACAGACGAGUUCAGGUCCUCCGUCAAGCUGGUGCUAGACAAUGCCCUCAAGGGAUUUGAGGCAGCCAACUUUGAAUUCGCGUUGUACACCAAGGAUCAUCGUAGAGUUGAUGUGCUGCUUAACGCGACCCCGCGACGCGAUGUUGAAGGAAAUGUGAUCGGCGUCAUUGGCGUUGGGCAAGACAUCACGGAGAGGAAGAUGGCAGAAAUGGAAAAAGCCAGAGUGGCGCAGGAGCUUCAGACGUUUAUUGACACGGCCAAUGCUCCGAUCUUUGGAAUAGAUGAUCAAGGGCUUGUCAAUGAGUGGAAUAUGAAGGCUGCCGAACUGACAGGUUUCUCAAAACAAGAAGUGCUUGGCCAGAAUCUUGUUGAAGUGUACAUCGGCGAAAAGUUUCGGAACACUGUGAAUGGUGUCCUACAGAACGCCUUGUGUGGAAUGGAGACAUCAAACAUUGAGUUCCCAUUGUAUACAAAGGAAGAAAAGCGAAGAGUUGAAGUACUUGUGAAUGCUACAGCACGCAGGGACAUCAACGGGAAUAUCAUCGGAGUCAUCGCUGUUGGACAAGACAUCACAGAGAGGAAGCGUGUUGAAGGAGAGAAGACGCGAGUCGCGAAGGAGCUGCAGACUUUCAUCGACACGGCCAACGCCCCCAUCUUCGGUAUCGACGCCAAGGGCCUCGUCAACGAGUGGAACAACAAGGCGGCAGAGAUCACUGGCUUCUCCCGGGAGGAAGUGCUGGGUCAAGACCUUGUGGAGGUGUACAUCAGCGAGGAGUUCCGCCAGUCCGUUCGCGAAGUACUGGACAAUGCUCUUCAACAGAAGGCAACGGCGAACUUCGAGUUUCCCCUCUACACGAAGGACGAGCGACGAGUGGACGUGUUGCUCAACGCCACCCCCCGACUGGAUGCGAACGGGAACGUGGUGGGAGUGAUCGGGGUAGGGCAGGACAUCACGGCGAGGAAGCUUUUCGAGGAGGAGAAGACGCGAGUCGCGAAGGAGCUGCAGACUUUCAUCGAUACGGCCAACGCCCCCAUCUUCGGUAUCGACGCCAACGGGCUUGUGAACGAGUGGAACAACAAGGCGGCAGAGAUCACGGGCUUCUCAAAAGAUCAGGUGUUGAACCGCAAUCUUGUAGAAGAUUUCAUCAGUCCAGACUACAGGGUGUCGGUGUCUCAGGUACUGACGAACGCGCUGAAGGGUCGGGGGACGGCGAACUUCGAGUUUCCGUUGUUUACAGUUGAUAAGAGACGUGUCGAAGUGCUCCUGAAUGCAACACCGAGGAAGGAUAUCUCUGGGAAUGUUGUGGGAGUGAUCGGGGUAGGGCAGGACAUCACAGAUAGGAAACAAGUUGAAGUAGAGAAGACCCGGGUAGCCGAGGAGCUACAGAAUUUCAUCGACACGGCUAACGCCCCCAUCUUCGGUAUCGAUGCGAACGGGUUUGUGAACGAGUGGAACAACAAGGCGGCAGAGAUCACGGGGUUUUCUAAGGAGGAGGUGCUCGGCAAGGAUCUGGUAGAGGUGUACAUUACCGACGAGUAUCGUUCUUCGGUCAAGGAAGUACUCGAUAACGCGCUCCAAGGUCACGAGACCGCCAACUUCGAGUUUCCCCUCUUCACAAAGAAUCAAAGGCGUGUUGAAGUUCUGUUGAAUGCAACGACAAGGAGAGACGAAUCUGGGAAAGCCGUGGGAGUGAUCGGGGUAGGGCAAGACAUUACAGAGAGGAAGCAGGUUGAGUCCGAGAAAUUCCGGGUAGCUCAAGAAUUGCAAGCGUUCAUCGAUUCAGCGAAUGCGCCAAUCUUCGGUAUCGAUGCUAAAGGCAGAAUCAACGAAUGGAACAACAAGGCUGCUGAGAUCACCAAUUUCUCGAGCAUGGAGGUGUUGGGAAGGGAGCUGGUGAAGGAUUUCAUCACUGAGGAAUAUCGCGAGACUGUGAAGGAGGUGCUCGACAACGCGCUGAGGGGAGUCGAGGCCUCCAACUUUGAGUUCCCUCUGUACACGAAAGAUCAAAGGCGAGUCGAAGUUCUCUUGAAUGCUACCACGAGGCGAGACGUGAGCGGCCGCGUUGUAGGGGUGCUUGGUGUUGGCCAGGACAUCACGCAGAGAAAGCGAGUAGAGAUUGAAAUGACGCGUAUUGCCCGUGAACUGCAGACUUUCAUCGACACAGCCAACGCCCCCAUCUUCGGUAUCGAUGACCAAGGACUGGUGAACGAGUGGAACAACAAGGCGGCAGAGAUCACUGGAUACUCGAAGGCUGAAGUGCUGGGCAAGAAUCUGGUGGAGGUGUACAUCACCGAAGAGUUCAGAGCCUCGGUGAAGGAAGUACUCGACAAGGCGUUGAAGGGCGCAGAGACAGCCAACUUCGAGUUUCCUCUCUUCACCAAGGACAUGCGCAGAGUGGAUGUUCUGUUGAACGCCACGACGCGACUUGGAGACGGGGGCCGAGUGGUGGGAGUGAUCGGGGUAGGGCAGGACAUCACAGAGAGGAAGCGUGCAGAGGAAGAAAAGACGCGAGUGGCCAAGGAGCUACAGAAUUUCAUCGACACGGCCAACGCCCCCAUCUUCGGUAUCGAUGCAGAAGGUCUCGUAAACGAGUGGAACAACAAGGCGGCAGAGAUCACGGGCUUCUCCAGCGAAGAUGUGCUGGGGAGAAACUUGGUUCAGGAUUUCAUCACUGAAGAAUACCGCGUUACAGUGAAGGAAGUGCUUGACAAUGCUCUCCUUGGUAUUGAGACUUCUGAUUUUGAGUUCCCUUUAUAUACGGUGGACAAGAGGAGGGUGGAAGUGCUUCUCAAUGCCACCUCUCGUCGCAACACAGCGGGAAAGAUCGUUGGUGUGAUCGGGGUAGGGCAGGACAUCACCGAGAGGAAACGUGUUGAGGAGGAGAAGGCAAGAGUCGCGCAAGAGCUGCAGACUUUCAUCGACACGGCCAACGCCCCCAUCUUCGGUAUCGACGCCAACGGGCUUGUGAACGAGUGGAACAACAAGGCGGCAGAGAUCACGGGAUUUUCUAGGGAGCAGGUGAUCGGUCGCAGCCUUGUCAAAGAUUUUAUCACGGAGGAAUACCGUGUAUCGGUCCGAGAUGUGCUGGACAAGGCGCUCAAGGGUGUUGGUACAGCGAACUUCGAGUUCCCCUUGUACACAGUCGAUGGCCAGAGGGUUGAGGUGUUGCUGAAUGCCACGACAAGAAGAGACGCUCACGGAAAUGUGACCGGAGUCGUUGGCGUUGGACAAGACAUCACGGAUAUCAAACGAUCUCAGGAGGAGAUGACUCGUGUUGCCAACGAACUUCAGACUUUCAUCGACACGGCCAACGCCCCCAUCUUCGGUAUCGACGCCAAGGGCCUCGUCAACGAGUGGAACAACAAGGCCGCAGAGAUCACUGGCUUCUCCCGGGAGGAGGUGCUGGGUCAAGACCUUGUGGAGGUGUACAUCAGCGAGGAGUUCCGCCAGUCCGUUCGAAAGAUUUGCGACUUGGCAUUGCAGAAAGUGGCAACGGCGAACUUCGAGUUUCCCCUCUACACGAAGGACGAGCGACGAGUGGACGUGUUGCUCAACGCCACCCCUCGACUGGAUGCGAACGGGAACGUGGUGGGAGUGAUCGGGGUAGGGCAGGACAUCACGGCGAGGAAGCUUUUCGAGGAGGAGAAGACGCGAGUCGCGAAGGAGCUGCAGACUUUCAUCGACACGGCCAACGCCCCCAUCUUCGGUAUCGACGACAAGGGGCUUGUGAACGAGUGGAACAACAAGGCGGCAGAGAUCACUGGCUUCUCCCGUGAGGAGGUGCUGGGUCAAGACCUUGUGGAGGUGUACAUCAGUGCGGACUUCAGAUCGACCGUAUCCGAGGUUUUGGAGAACGCGCUGAAGGGUCGGGGGACGGCGAACUUCGAGUUUCCCCUCUAUACCAAAGAUGGACGGAGAGUUGAAGUGCUCCUGAACGCGACGCCAAGAAGAAACAUGGCUCGACAGGUUGUGGGAGUGAUCGGGGUAGGGCAGGACAUCACCGAGAGAAAGGAAGUCGAGAUCGAGAAGACUAGAGUCGCGCAAGAGCUGCAGACCUUCAUUGACACGGCCAACGCCCCCAUCUUUGGUAUCGACGACAAGGGUUUGAUCAACGAGUGGAACAACAAGGCGGCAGAGAUCACUGGCUUCUCGAGACAGAUGGUGUUCGGACAGAACCUGGUCGAGAAGUAUAUCACUGAGGAAUAUAGGGAGCAGGUCAAAAUGGUUCUUGACAAUGCGCUGGAGGGUGAGGAGACUGCCAAUUUUGAGUUUCCUCUGUUCACGAAUACAGGGAGGCGUGUAGAUGUGUUGCUGAAUGCCACUACCCGAAGGGAUGUGACAGGGCGGCCAAUCGGUGUGAUCGGUGUUGGGCAGGACAUCACUGAGAGGAAACAAGUAGAGGAAGAGAAGACUCGAGUGGCACAAGAGCUGCAGACUUUCAUCGACACAGCCAACGCCCCCAUCUUCGGUAUCGACGCCAACGGGCUUGUGAACGAGUGGAACAACAAGGCGGCAGAGAUCACUGGAUACUCGAAGGCUGAAGUGCUGGGCAGGAAUCUGGUGGAGGUGUACAUUACUCAAGAGUUCCGGCCGUCGGUGAAGAAAGUACUAGACGAUGCUCUGCUGGGGAAAGAGAAAUCCAACUUCGAGUUUCCUCUCUUCACCAAGGAUAAACGUCGAGUGGAAGUUCUGCUGAACGCCACCACUCGACGUGACGUCACAGGUGCCAUAGUCGGAGUGAUCGGGGUAGGGCAGGACAUCACCGAGAUGCGUCGACUGAUGGAACAAGAGGCCCUCCUCUUCCAGGCUCAGGCUGCGAACGAUGCUAAGUCGCAAUUCUUGGCGACCAUGUCGCACGAGAUGAGAACGCCGCUGAAUGUGAUCAUGGGGAUGAACGACUUGAUCCUCGAAACAAGCUUGCUGGAUGAGCAGAGGAAGUUUGCGGAACAGAUCAAAUCGUCCUCCGAGUCCCUACUGGUCCUUAUAAAUGACAUCCUUGAUCUCACCAAGAUUGAGGCUGGCAAGCUCGAGCUGGUCAGCGUUGACUUCGAUCUCCGGCAGGUCAUUGAGGACACGGUUGACUCCGUGGCUUCCAAGGCCCUCGGCAAGGGGCUGGAGAUCUGCUGCUAUAUGAGCCCCAACACCCCGACGGUGGUGAACGGCGACCCUGACAGGCUGAGGCAGAUCCUGCUGAACCUUCUGUCCAACGGGAUCAAGUUCACCAAUUCGGGUCAGGUGUACCUGCUGGCUGAGAUGGAGGAGGAGACGCCGACCCACCAGGCCUUCCGUUUCAAAGUGUAUGACUCGGGCAUCGGCAUCUCCGAGGAGGGCCAGAAGAAGCUGUUCAACCGAUUCUCCCAGGUCGACUCCUCCACAACCCGCACGUACGGAGGGACGGGCCUCGGCCUUGCGAUCUCGAAGCAGUUUGCCGAGCUGAUGAACGGGUCCAUGGGGGUCCAGAGCAACCUGGGCAAGGGGUCCUUGUUCUGGUUCAAUGCGGUCUUCAAGAAGAUCAACACUGCAGUGCAGCCCACCUUCUCUCUCCCUAGCGCUAGCAACAAGGCGCCCCCUAGCGCUGCCCAGAGCAGCGUUGUGGCUGCUCCUGCUCCUGCUCCAGCUGCAGUGCAGCCGAAGAAGGAGUCGAAGGCAGCGAGGAUUUUGAUCGUGGAGGAUCACUGGGCGAACAGGAAGCUGCUGGAAGCGAUGCUGCUGCAGAAGGGACACGAGCUGCACUGCGUUGAGAACGGGGUGGAGGCAGUGAACAUCACCGCAGUGGUUGAGUUCGACCUCGUGCUCAUGGACUGCAACAUGCCCAUCAUGGACGGAUGGCAGGCAACGGAGAAAAUCCGGCAGCGAGCAGGGCUGAACCAGACGACUCCGAUCAUCGCCGUAACAGCCAACGCCAUGAAAGGCGACAGGGACAAGUGUAUAGCCGCGGGGAUGGACGACUACAUCAGCAAGCCUGUGGAGAGGAAGCGCCUGUAUGAGAUAAUCGCCAAGUGG
Molecule: messenger RNA, 6879 nt
Organism: Guillardia theta CCMP2712
Lineage: Eukaryota; Cryptophyceae; Pyrenomonadales; Geminigeraceae
Exons: 3
Biological process (GO): detection of visible light; protein autophosphorylation; phosphorelay signal transduction system
Molecular function (GO): histidine phosphotransfer kinase activity; phosphorelay sensor kinase activity
Source: RefSeq, a predicted model, not a curated record